AUGUUGAAGCUCUCGUUGCUCCUAGGUCUAGCAAAUUUCACUGCAAUCCUUGCAGGUGGAGAGAGAAGGAGAAGCGGACUGCUGCAAUGUAGUGCUAAUGGCUCCAGGUAUUUCCGAGAACAAAACCUUCUUGGAAUUAAGUACAAAGAUGAUGUAAAGAGGCUUUGUGGAGAAAGGCCCGAAGGACCUCAUCCGUCUGAAUCUUCCUCAUGCUCUUCUUCAUGCUCUGAGGAGUGCGGCCGAAGGAGAUUCCCUGGAAUCAGAGAUGACUGCGAGUACAGCUCUUGGGACGCAUGCUGCAGCUCGUCAUGGGAUGAAUGCACCGACUCUACCCCAUGCACCACACCUACACCUCUGAGAUGCGAUGCCGAGCUCAGAGUCCCUAUAAUCAAUAUGGGUGAAAGGAUAUACGAGUUCCUCAAGAACUACGAGGACCAGUACGAGAGUGCCGUUACUCUUGCACUGAACAACAUCCUCUCCCAGGUCUCGGGAUUCAACCCCAUCUUUGCAGGUGCAGACUAUGCAGCCCUUGUCGAGCAGCUGGAAACACUUGGCGUAAAUGUCCCAGCCAACACCGCUGCCGAGCUUGCAUCAAUAGACUCUUCUGAGUCUGCUGCCCUCUCCAGGAUCAUCCAGGGUAAUGCACAGAAGAUAAUCAGUGACCUGUUUGCUAGAGUUGGGUCAAUGUGCUACUCAGAUAUCACGAGCCUCAUCAACAGCGGGCUCUUCGCCAGCCAGAUUUCAAGCGCAUUCAGCAACACCCAGCCAGUGAUCACGAUUGCAUCAAACGAUCUGUAUGCCAAGCAGAUGGCUGUGUUCCAGAGAAUCCCGGGGACUCUGCCGGCAGCUGCAGUCACUGCCAUCACCAAUGCUCUCCAGACAAACAGGAACAACUUUGCCACGUUCUUCACAACCCAGGCAACCACUCUGCAGACAAAUGUCCAGAACAUCCUCACGGCCCUGACAACUGCCCUGACAACUCUGACGAACAGCACAUCAACAGAGUUCACCACAUUUGCAAACUCUGAGAUUGCUGCGCUUGCGGCCAGGAUUUUCCCAGCCACGACUGCGUCUGGCGACAACAACAGUGGGUCAACGGGAGGAGAUGACACCGGAGAUGAAGGAGAUGGCGGAGAGGAAGAAGAAUCUCCAGAAGAGGAGGAAGAGUCAAGGAAACAAAGGAGCAUACAAAAACCAAAAAAAGGGCUCCGAAAUAAGCGACAAACCCUGCCUGUCUAUCCUGACCGUGAAUCGCCAAAAGCUAUUCUAACCGCUCUAUUGAAUACAAUAAAGGAAGAGGGUGAGAAGCUCGGAAAGGCUGCAAUGGAAGAGGUGAUGACUGCGAUAAAGGAACAAGGAACAACACAGGGAGCCGAGGCAGUACAAGAAAUGAUGGAUGCAGUAAAGAACGAAGCAGAUACAAAGAAGACAGAAACUGUGGAGGAUAUACUGAAUAAAGUAAAAGACGAAGUAGAUACAAAGAAAACUGAGACAGUGACUGAAAUCAUGGACAAGGUGAAGACAGAGGCAGAUGGAAAGAAAGCUGAGACAGUGACUGAAAUCAUGAACGAGGUGAAGACAGAAGGGGAAACAGAGGUAGACAAGAUAGUAAAAGAAUUCAUUGAAGAAGCAAAGACAGCAUAUGAAGAAAAGGAAUAA
Molecule: messenger RNA, 1659 nt
Organism: Encephalitozoon hellem ATCC 50504
Lineage: Eukaryota; Fungi; Microsporidia; Unikaryonidae
Product: spore wall protein Swp1b
Exons: 1
Coding region: 1-1659 (552 amino acids)
Source: RefSeq, a predicted model, not a curated record